Ixodes scapularis (black-legged tick) is the source of this 1077-nucleotide messenger RNA. RefSeq lists its product as uncharacterized. NCBI's taxonomy places the organism in Eukaryota, Metazoa, Arthropoda, Arachnida, Ixodida, Ixodidae. The transcript is spliced from 2 exons. The coding region runs from base 301 to 1077 and encodes 258 amino acids. The record is from RefSeq and is a predicted model, not a curated record.
CAUGUGAGUGCUGUUAGCGUCCUCUCCUUUCGUACCGCCGUGUAGAGGAGAUUACUACAAAUUUUGGCGACGAGGUGGUUAACCGUAGUUCUCUCCGCGUCUCGGUGCACUGGCCGUGAGAGCCGACGCGAUUUUUUUUUUCUUCUUCGAUCCAUUUCGUUUCACUUGGAACACGUUCCAUGGCUAGUCAGAAUGGGCCCUGACAGCUGCUUCCCUUCAGCAUGCGUCUCGUGACAACGUAAGAUGUGAGUUUGCACUGUUUUUGCAUCGUUUCCUACAACCUUCUACAACAUAUAUAUAAUGGAUAAUGGAACACAGCCUCCUGUAGCUGCCGGCACGUCAGCGCUCGCGCCGGUUCCAUCACCGCCCGACUUCUUGCCAGUUCCGGGCAAGCCCGAGCGUGCAUGGCCCGCGUGGAAACGUGCUUUCUUGAUGUUCCUUGAGGCGUCCGGCUUGGACAGUGUUGCGCCUAGUCGAAAAAAGGCGAUCUUGUUUUCCAUGCUUGGGGCUGAGGGCCAGAGAAUUGUUGACGCUUUUCAGCUCGAUGAGACUCCCGCUUCCGAGGAAGGCGAUGUUUUUGAAGUCUUUUUGAGUGCUAUCGAGAAGCACUUUGAGUUUUCUGGGUGUAUCGCGCUGGAACGCCAAAAGCUUCGCGCUCGCGUCCAACGCCCGGGAGAAACCGUCUCGGAGUACUUGACCGCUCUGCGACGCCAAGGGUCUUUUUGUUCUUAUGGAGACGCUUUGGAAGAGAGGCUUGCUGAGAUAUUUUUGGAGGGGUUGGACUCUAAGCGGGUCCAAGACCGCAUCCUUCGAGAGUGUGUAGGGACGGGGGUACCCACUUUAACCCGUGUCGUUCAGCUCGCGCUGCAGUACGAGCAACUUGCGCGCGCCACAGAAAGCUUUCACCUGCAAGCUAACAGUGCUAGCGGUGCGGCGCCGGCAGCCGUUGAACGCGUCUUUGCGCACGUGCCCAUUGGAACGCCGGACGUCCAAGAUGGAGGUCCAUGGCCGGCUCCUUCCCGAAGUCGGUGGCAAGAUGGCCGGUCCGGCGUCACUUCCAGCCACGCACGGAGAUGA